Molecule: messenger RNA, 276 nt
Organism: Metarhizium robertsii ARSEF 23
Lineage: Eukaryota; Fungi; Ascomycota; Sordariomycetes; Hypocreales; Clavicipitaceae
Exons: 2
Coding region: 1-276 (91 amino acids)
Source: RefSeq, a predicted model, not a curated record
AUGAAUAGCAUUCUGGUCAAGUUUUACACCAAGGGCUGCGUUCACCAUGUGGAGGUCAUUAAUUACGCGAAUCGCACGAUGAACUUGAGGCUUUACAAUGUGAACAUUAAGACGUCAGAUGAUGCUUUGGAGCUGGCCAUGUACUUCACUUUCGUCCAAGCCUUCCAAGAGGGGAUGAUGUUGAUGCUGCGGGCCAAGGACCCACGAGCAUUUGAGAAGGACAAGGAGAAUGAGAAGGACAAGGAAAAUGAGAAGGACAAGGAAUGGCAAACUUGA